AUGGAAACCGUUUCAGAUAUCCAUGCAAGGCACUCGCUCCACAGCAAGGAAGAAGAGGCGCCUGCUGUCUCAGCCACACGGAACUCACGGAGCCCACGAGCUGAGCUGAGCGGGCAGAUGGACCCUCGGCUGCCACAGUGCACAGACCUGGAGCGGGCUGAAGGAGACUUUAACACCAACACGGCCGAAGACACACUGGCCAUCCAGGGGCUCAAGGAGCCUGGGAGAGGUCAGGGGCCCGAGCUAGCAGUGGAGGACGGGGCCCACGUCGGGACUGCAGUGGCCACCGAUCCGUCCGCUCUGGAAGACCAGAACCGUCGAGAGAGUGGAGCCAUCAUGCUGAGGGAGGCACAGAGUGAAGAGGGUGGCCUCUCUCCCCCUCGUUCUCGAUGUUUAAUAGAAAUCAUUGACAUUGAUCAGGCCUGCCUAAUCACUGGAGAGGCACGGAUCGAUUCGCUCAGGCAGGGCCCAGGGAGGACGCAGGUGCGCAGGGCCCAGUCUAAGUUCCUGCCAGCGUUGAGGUGGGGAAGGGUUCUCGCAGUGAGAGCCCAGGGCUUCCGCAGCUGCACAGUGUGCUCACGCCCUCCACCCGCUGCAGGUGACUCGCCCCGGUUCAGGACCUCGGAUGUCUCCCAAGCCACGCUCUCCAGCGUAGCCCCGGUGUUCACUGUGACGAAAUUUGACAAAGAGGGCAACGUGACUUCUUUCGAAAGGAAGAAAACCGAGUUGUACCAGGAGUUGGGUCUUCAAGCCAGAGAUCUGAGAUUUCAGCACUCAAUGAGCAUCAUGACCAGGAGCAACAGGAUUAUUAUGAGGAUGGAGUAUCUGAAAGCCGUGAUAACCCCCGAGUGUCUCCUGGUUCUGGAUUACCGUCACCUAAACCUGGAGCGCUGGCUGUUCCGGGAACUGCCUUCGCAGCUGGCGGGCGAGGGCCAGCUCGUCACGUACCCGCUGCCGUUCGAGUUCCGGGCUGUGGAGGCGCUCCUGCAGUUCCGUGUCGGCGUCCUGCAGGAGCAGCUCAGCGUCUUGCAGCCGCUCAUCCUCGAGACACUGGAUGCUCUCGUGGACCCCAAGUACUCCUCCGUGGACAGAAGCAAACUGCACGUCUUACUGCAGAACGGCAAAAGCCUGUCAGAGUUAGAAACAGACAUUAAGAUCUUCAAAGAGUCGAUUUUGGAGAUCCUGGACGAUGAGGAGGUGCUGGAGGAGCUCUGCCUGACCAAGUGGACUGACCCGCACGUGUUCGAGAAGAGCAGUGCUGGGAUCGACCACGCCGAAGAGAUGGAGCUGCUGCUGGAGAACUACCACCGCCUGGCCGAGGAGCUCUCCAACGCGGCCCGGGAGCUCCGGGCGCUCAUCGACGACUCCCAGAGCAUCAUCUUCAUCAACCUGGACAGCCACCGCAACGUGAUGAUGAGGCUGAACCUGCAGCUGACCAUGGGCACCUUCUCUCUCUCGCUCUUCGGGCUGAUGGGAGUUGCUUUCGGGAUGAAUUUGGAAUCUUCCCUUGAAGAGGACCACAGAGUGUUCUGGCUGGUCACGGGAAUCAUGUUCAUGGGCAGUGGCCUGAUCUGGAGGCGUCUGCUCUCCUUCCUCGGACGGCAGCUGGAAGCGCCCUUGCCCCCGACGAUGGCCUCUUUACCCAAACGGACACCCCUCCCAGGUAGAAGGGUGGAAGUGAAAAACGGCCUCAGGCCAGACGGCCUGGGCGCAAGAAGUAUCCUGACGAACCGGUAGGAAGCGGCACGUCUUCGGCUGCGACAGCCCAGGACCCUCCGGUACCCCUUUCACGGCUUGCUUUGGUAGUUGGACACGUCAGAUCACGUUAUUUCAGUGACAUCUGAAGAUACAGCAUCGUGGCGCUCACGCAGCGGAACUGGAUUGCAUUUGCAGAGCUGAGUGAACAGCGGAGACCGAAGUCCUGGCCCCUGCACCUUUGGCGUUCUCAUAGACACGACUGAGGUGUAGAGAGGUUUCGUCUAAGCCAGGACAGACCAUAGUGUAG
Messenger RNA from Tupaia belangeri chinensis (Chinese tree shrew), 2005 nucleotides. RefSeq names its product magnesium transporter MRS2 (gene MRS2). NCBI's taxonomy places the organism in Eukaryota, Metazoa, Chordata, Mammalia, Scandentia, Tupaiidae. Gene Ontology annotation, molecular function: magnesium ion transmembrane transporter activity. The record is from RefSeq and is a predicted model, not a curated record. Bases 1 to 1737 code for a protein of 578 amino acids. Gene Ontology annotation, biological process: mitochondrial magnesium ion transmembrane transport. The transcript is spliced from 16 exons. Gene Ontology annotation, cellular component: mitochondrial inner membrane.